GAUCCUUUAAAAUUUGGGGGAAAUCAAAUCAGGGAAGUGAAUCUGAAUGACACAAGGCUGAGUAGGCCGGAGGGACGGGAAAGAAGAAAUCGAGAAUAAUUCAAGGCUUAUCCAUCCAAGCGCUCGUGGAUGGAGAUGGAGUAGGAAUCUAUGCUCUUAUUUAGAAAGACAGAAUUGACGGUGAAUCACUCAACACUUGGCAAUUCCGCUUCUCCAUCACCGUUACCGAAUAUUCAAAACCAAUUACCCACGAUCCCAUUGCUUUCCAUUUCCCAGAUUUCUAGGUCUGUUGAAGAGAUUUGGUUCAACCACUCUUUGGCUCUUCGCGAUUUUGACUCCCCCACGGAGCUCGUUUUCUAUUGUAAUCGUACUUCUUUCUGCUUCGGUCUUCUCCAAGUCCCAGUUUGCUUGUUCAGGACAGGGAAAUGGAUGGACCAUCUGGUCAAGGUGGCACUAGUGUGGAUAUGUUCUUCCGGACCUAUAAGCUUGGGAAGACGCUUGGCAUUGGUUCAUUUGGUAAGGUGAAAAUUGCAGAACAUGUUUUGACAGGGUAUAAAGUUGCUGUCAAGAUCCUUAACCGCCGCAAGAUAAGGAACAUGGAAAUGGAAGAGAAAGUCAGACGAGAAAUCAAAAUACUAAGGUUGUUUAUGCACCCUCACAUAAUAAGACUUUAUGAGGUUAUAGAGACACCAACAGAUAUCUAUGUCGUGAUGGAGUAUGUGAAAGCUGGUGAGCUGUUUGAUUAUAUUGUGGAGAAGGGUAGGUUACAGGAGGAUGAGGCUCGCAAUUUUUUCCAACAGAUAAUUUCUGGUGUGGAGUACUGCCACAGGAAUAUGGUGGUUCACAGAGAUCUUAAGCCUGAAAAUCUGCUUUUGGAUUCCAAGUACAAUGUGAAGAUAGCUGAUUUUGGUUUGAGCAAUAUCAUGCGGGAUGGUCAUUUCCUGAAAACAAGUUGUGGAAGCCCAAACUAUGCUGCCCCAGAGGUUAUAUCUGGGAAAUUGUAUGCUGGACCUGAGGUAGAUGUAUGGAGCUGUGGGGUCAUCUUAUAUGCACUUCUCUGUGGCACUCUGCCUUUUGAUGACGAAAAUAUUCCCAACCUUUUUAAGAAAAUAAAGAGUGGGAUAUAUACUCUUCCUAGCCAUUUAUCUACUGGUGCAAGAGAUUUGAUUCCAAGGAUGCUUGUUGUUGAUCCUAUGAAGAGAAUCACUAUUCCUGAGAUUCGUCAGCACCCUUGGUUUCAAGCUCACCUUCCGCGCUAUUUAGCCGUGCCACCACCAGAUACAAUGCAGCAAGCAAAAAAGAUUGAUGAGGAGAUUCUACAAGAAGUGGUUAAGAUGGGAUUUGAUAGGAAUGGCCUCGUUGAUUCUCUUCGCAGCCGAGUACAGAAUGAGGGUACUGUGGCAUACUAUUUGCUAUUAGACAACCGGUUCCGUGUUUCCAGUGGUUAUCUUGGAGCUGAGUUCCAGGAGUCUGUGGAAUAUAGUUUCAACCGCAUGAGUUCAAAUGAUUCCACUGCUUCUGCUUUUGGGCAACGUACUCCAGGAUACAUGGAUUAUCAAGGAAUGGGUUCGAGACCCCAGUUCCCAGUUGAGAGGAAAUGGGCGCUUGGCCUUCAGUCUCGAGCCCAUCCUCGUGAGAUAAUGACAGAAGUUCUGAAAGCUCUGCAAGAACUGAAUGUGUGUUGGAAAAAGAUUGGGCACUAUAACAUGAAGUGCAGGUGGAUUCCUGACAUUCCUAGUAUUCAUGAAGGCAUGAUCAAUCCUAUGCAAAGUAAUAAUUACUUUGCAGAUGAAUCUACCAUUAUAGAGAAUGAUGCCGUUAACCGAUCACCCAAUGUGGUCAAGUUUGAAUUGCAGCUUUACAAAACUCGUGAGGAGAAAUAUCUGCUUGAUCUUCAGAGGGUCCAGGGCCCGCAACUUUUAUUCCUGGAUCUUUGUGCUGCUUUCCUUGCUCAACUCCGGGUUCUCUAAAAGGAUAAGCCAGACGAGCUGGAGGCCUAUGGUUAAGUGAAUCUUGGGCUUCUUGUGAAGGAUAACUUAAUGCUGUAUAUAACCUGUCUCUGUGGUCAGUUUAUAUGCUCUGCGAGCAAGUUAUUUUGAACUUGCAACUUUUGUUUUGCUUAAUUUUAAUGAUGCCUAGGUUCAUUUGAAUUUCUUUUAUAUGAUGGAAUGGCAUCACCUUCUGUUCUUUUCCUUUUCUGUUGUCUGAGGCAAUGUGGAAGGUCUAUAAUUGAUAUC
Messenger RNA from Diospyros lotus (date-plum), 2237 nucleotides. RefSeq names its product SNF1-related protein kinase catalytic subunit alpha KIN10-like. Gene Ontology annotation, biological process: intracellular signal transduction; protein phosphorylation. The transcript has 11 exons. Gene Ontology annotation, molecular function: protein serine/threonine kinase activity; ATP binding. Bases 426 to 1970 code for a protein of 514 amino acids. The record is from RefSeq and is a predicted model, not a curated record. Lineage: Eukaryota; Viridiplantae; Streptophyta; Magnoliopsida; Ericales; Ebenaceae.